AUGUCUACUACAACCACCACCACUACCCAGCCUAUCACGGCUGAAUCUAUGCUUCGUCUUUUCCCUGAUAUUGACACCAGCUCCGAUCCUCUAUCUGGCCACGAUGAGGAGCAGAUUCGUCUCAUGGACGAAGUUUGCAUUGUCCUCGACGAAAACGACAACCCAAUUGGCACAGCUAGCAAGAAGAUCUGCCAUCUCAUGACCAACAUUGACAAGGGUCUCCUUCACCGUGCCUUUUCUGUCUUCCUCUUCAAUGAUAAGAACGAGCUCCUCCUCCAGCAGCGCGCUUCCGAGAAGAUCACCUUCGCCGAUAUGUGGACCAACACUUGCUGCUCUCACCCUCUCAACAUCCCUACCGAGACUGGUUCAACCUUUGAAGACUCCAUUGCUGGUGUCAAGCGAGCUGCCCAACGCAAACUCGAGCACGAAUUGGGUAUCAAGAAGGAGCAGGUUCCCUUUGAGGACUUCCAUUUCCUUACCCGAAUUCACUACAAGGCUCCUAGCGACGGCAAGUGGGGUGAGCACGAGAUUGACUACAUUCUCUUCAUCAAGGCCAAUGUUGACCUUGAUGUCAACAAGAACGAGGUCAGGGACACACAAUACGUUACCCCUGAGAGCCUAAAGCAACAAUUCGACGAUCCCAAGUUGGUUUUCACCCCUUGGUUCAAGCUCAUCUGCAACUCUAUGCUCUUCGACUGGUGGAAGAGCCUCGACUCUGGCCUGGAGAAGUACAUGCACGAGCAGGAGAUUCGACGCAUGUAA
Messenger RNA from Fusarium sp. VM40, 762 nucleotides. The record is from the annotation of a GenBank genome assembly. Lineage: Eukaryota; Fungi; Ascomycota; Sordariomycetes; Hypocreales; Nectriaceae.